Staurois parvus is the source of this 273-nucleotide messenger RNA. The record is from the annotation of a GenBank genome assembly. Lineage: Eukaryota; Metazoa; Chordata; Amphibia; Anura; Ranidae.
CCCGGACCCUGCAUUCACUAUAUCUGGUCUCCCUGGACCCUGCAUUCACUAUAUCUGGUCUCCCCGGACCCUGCAUUCACUAUAUCCGGUCUCCCCGGACCCUGCAUUCACUAUAUCUGGUCUCCCUGGACCCUGCAUUCACUAUAUCUGGUCUCCCACAGAUGCAGAACCCCUGACCUCUGUCUGGACAGUGCUGAUUGGCCCGGUGCUAAUCACAUGCACUUUCCCAAGAAAAAAAAAACCUCUCUAGCAAUACACACAGAUAUAUACAUA